Messenger RNA from Cygnus atratus (black swan), 2043 nucleotides. RefSeq names its product GSG1 like (gene GSG1L). Gene Ontology annotation, cellular component: plasma membrane. The transcript has 7 exons. Lineage: Eukaryota; Metazoa; Chordata; Aves; Anseriformes; Anatidae. The record is from RefSeq and is a predicted model, not a curated record. Bases 229 to 2043 code for a protein of 604 amino acids.
UGCUCCUUUAACGUACAAAGGCAGGAUUUCAAGUGAAGAGAAGAAUGGGAGUCUGGCUGCAGUGUUUCCUUCACAGCUAUAACAACAGAUUGGAGGAAGCUGAGAGUUUUGGUGCCUGGAAAACUGGAUUCUAAAUCGUGAGAGGCUUUGAAACACCACCCCGCCCCCCAAAUAAAACAAAAACCUUUGACUUCUCUCAGCAGGAGGGGGAGGGAGGGCGGAUUUACCAUGAAGACAAAUCGAAGAUGCAGAGCCCUGCUAGCAGUGAGUCUGAAUCUGAUGGCUCUCCUCUUCUCCACAACAGCUUUUAUCACAACCCACUGGUGUGAGGGCACGCAGAGGGUCCCCAAGCCGAGCUGUGGGAAGGAGAAGAAGACAAACUGCCUCAACUACAGUGGGAAUGAGACUGCCAAUGAGACAAACCAGAAUGUGGUUCAUUACAGCUGGGAGACAGGAGAUGACCGCUUCCUUUUCAGGUAUUUUCACACUGGGAUCUGGUACUCCUGUGAGGAAAAUAUCAAUGCUUCUGGUGAAAAAUGUCGAAGUUUUAUUGACCUUGCUCCGGCUUCUGAAAAAGGUGUCCUGUGGCUGUCAGUAGUAUCUGAGGUGUUAUACAUCAUGCUGUUAAUCGUUGGAUUCAGCCUUAUGUGCCUUGAGCUCUUUCAUUCAAGCAGUGUAAUAGAUGGGCUCAAGUUAAAUGCCUUUGCUGCUGUCUUCACUGUGCUUUCAGGUCUCUUGGGGAUGGUGGCACACAUGAUGUAUACUCAAGUUUUCCAAGUGACAGUCAGCCUUGGGCCAGAGGACUGGAGACCUCAUUCAUGGGACUAUGGAUGGUCCUUCUGUCUGGCAUGGGGUUCUUUCACCUGCUGCAUGGCGGCCUCCGUUACUACCUUGAACUCUUACACUAAGACUGUCAUUGAGUUCAGACACAAGCGCAAAAUCUUUGAGCAGGGCUUUCGAGAAGAACAGAACUUCCUAGACCAGGAAGCCAUCAAGUACUUCAGAGAAAGGGCUUCACAACACCCAGCUGUAAAUGUCACUAGCAUUCAGAGGAACAGGAGUGAUCAUAAUGCUCAGAAAAUACCCCCAUUUGCUACGUCAAGCUCUUCCAGCAACAUAUCAAGCAGCUCUUCACUUUCAUCAGAACCAACCAGACAGAUCUCCACGGUUCAGGAUCAAACCCAGCUGGACAUCGUCUCCAUCACUAGAUUGGCCCCAGGAGAAUCACCAAGCCCCAAGACAUUUCAGCAAAGAAAUACAAAUUUAGCAAUUUCAUGUUCUGGCCCACUUGGUGCAAGGACUACUGCAGCAUCUUGCCCAUCCAGCCCCAGGCUCAGUCUAACACCCAGCUCAGCCAAGCCUCAGCAAUACUCUGACUCCUCUCCAGUCAGUCCAGGGAUCAAUGCUACUUCCUUCUAUACCUUUUGUCCUCACACAGCACACAGCUUAGAAGCUUCGGCAUCAGCUUACACACUGACCCCAACCAGGAAAAGCACAAGGCCUCCAGCAACAAUGACUCCUGAAGAUAGUUCCCAGUCUCCUGGCUCUUCUAAAACUGGAUUAAAAACUACAGGAAGGGGGUUUGAAUCAGAUCUGGAAGAUCCUGAUCAUGAAAGGAGAUUUGUAACCACAGAGGAAUUCCAAGCCAUGGAGAAAGAACUAGAAGAUGUAAAAGAAGAAUUGAAAUGCUUGAAGUGGAAAGUGAGACACAUUGGUGAGACAGUGCAGCCCCUGGCAGAAGACAGCAAGCGUUACAAUGGCUACACCCUGACAGAGCUCAAGGCAAUGGUGCAGUCUGAAGAUGAUCCUUACAAGGCUGCACACAAAAUCCUGACUGCACUUUUCAGCGAUGUGUACUUGCUACAGCACUCAGUCACUGAACAGGCAAGCAACACAAGAUCUCUGCCCAAGCCCAAAAUAGACCCAGAGUUGUACACAGUGUAUUGUGACAUUCUGAAAAGCAUAUUCCCUGGAAUUAGCAGCCAGACCUUGAGGGAAGAGACACAACAUAUACAGAAAAGCACACAGAAAGAAGUGCAAUAA